UAUUCACGAUCAAGGUAGUGCAGAAUUUAGCUGCUCAGGAUUGAAGGUGAGAUUGAAUAUGAUGUUCCUCUGGUGUGUUCUGGUUCUUGUGAACCUGGUCUCAGUGGCUACAGACAGCAGUGCAGGAGUUAAAGUCACACUGACUCAGAAGGGGCUUGAGUACGGUCGACAGUUGGGAAUUGACGCAAUCCAGCAGAAACUCGGAACUAUUAAACUAUCGGACAUAAGUGGAUCAGCAAAUGUGGUUGUUGGAAAUGUCGAAUACAGUUUAACGGGGAUGCAGAUUGGAAAAAUUGGACUUGGCAAUUCAGCAGUGGGGUUAGUUCCUGGCACUGGAGUCAAGCUUUCAGUUGCCAAUGGCUUCAUCAAUAUGCGUGGAAAUUGGGAAGUCAAAUACUUCUGGUUCAUAAAACUCAGUGGAUCAUUUGAACUCAGUGUGAGUGAACUGGCCAUUAGCACCAAUAUUGCAGUCAAGAACGACGUCACUGGCCGCCCAACAAUCAGCAUUAUUAACUGUGCAGCAUCUGUGGGAAGUGUCAGCGUCAGAUUUGAUGGUGGGCCCAGGUAAU
Molecule: messenger RNA, 569 nt
Organism: Megalobrama amblycephala (Wuchang bream)
Lineage: Eukaryota; Metazoa; Chordata; Actinopteri; Cypriniformes; Xenocyprididae
Product: lipopolysaccharide-binding protein-like
Exons: 5
Coding region: 59-568 (169 amino acids)
Molecular function (GO): lipid binding
Source: RefSeq, a predicted model, not a curated record